GCUUUAAAAUACGCUUUUCAAACCAACGACCGGCUUUGCUUCGUCAUGGAAUACGCCAACGGCGGAGAGCUGUUUUUCCACCUCUCAAGAGAACGUGUCUUCACGGAGGACCGAGCCCGGUUCUACGGCGCCGAGAUCGUCUCGGCGUUGGAAUAUCUCCACUCCCGGGACGUCGUCUACAGGGACAUCAAGCUGGAGAAUCUGAUGCUGGACAAGGACGGUCACAUCAAGAUCACGGACUUUGGGCUCUGCAAGGAGGGGAUCACGGACGGUGCCACCAUGAGGACCUUCUGCGGGACCCCCGAGUACCUGGCCCCCGAGGUCUUGGAGGACAACGACUACGGCCGCGCCGUGGACUGGUGGGGUUUGGGGGUCGUCAUGUACGAGAUGAUGUGCGGUCGCCUCCCCUUCUACAACCAGGACCACGAACGUCUCUUUGAGUUGAUCCUGAUGGAGGAGAUCCGGUUCCCUCGGACCCUCAGCCCCGAGGCCAAGUCCUUGUUGGCCGGGUUGUUGAAGAAGGACCCCAAACAAAGACUCGGUGGAGGUCCCAGCGACGCCAAGGAGGUGAUGGAACAUCGUUUCUUCACCCCCAUCAACUGGCAGGACGUGGUUCAGAAGAAGCUGGUCCCACCAUUCAAACCUCAAGUGACGUCCGAGAUCGACACUCGAUAUUUCGACGACGAGUUCACGGCUCAGUCCAUCACCAUCACCCCCCCCGAUCGCUAUGACAACGUGGACUCGCUGGAGAACGACCAACGGACGCACUUCCCCCAGUUCUCCUACUCGGCCAGUAUCCGGGAGUAA
Antrostomus carolinensis (chuck-will's-widow) is the source of this 807-nucleotide messenger RNA. Its product is annotated as RAC-beta serine/threonine-protein kinase. The annotation marks the transcript as partial. The record is from RefSeq and is a predicted model, not a curated record. NCBI's taxonomy places the organism in Eukaryota, Metazoa, Chordata, Aves, Caprimulgiformes, Caprimulgidae. Gene Ontology annotation, molecular function: protein serine/threonine kinase activity; ATP binding. Gene Ontology annotation, biological process: protein phosphorylation. The transcript has 7 exons.